Molecule: messenger RNA, 1569 nt
Organism: Gadus macrocephalus (Pacific cod)
Lineage: Eukaryota; Metazoa; Chordata; Actinopteri; Gadiformes; Gadidae
Exons: 2
Coding region: 50-1126 (358 amino acids)
Source: RefSeq, a predicted model, not a curated record
UUCGUUUCAUUUUGUGGACAAAGCGCCAACGGAAGAAAACCCUUACCCAAUGCUUUAUCUGGGUUAUGAGAAGCCACCUGAGAAGAAACGCCGAAGAGUCGUCAGGAUGAGUGUUGACAGUCAAGUCGCAACAACAACAGACCAAGCUGUGAUGGUGUUCGAGCAGCCUCAAACCUUCAAGGAUGCCCAAACACAGUGGAUGGAUCCAGCUGAGGAGGACCAUACCUACUCUAAAGGAUCCAUCCUUAUGUGUGACAUGAUCAUCACACCUGCCCCUGAGAUUUCACUGUCCAUUGCAGAGGUUACACUGAAAGGUGAUAAAGACUGUCUGUUGUACACAGGGAUUCCUCUACUUGUGUUCAACACUCUUGUCUCCUGUCUACGAGGUUUUGUGCGCCAGUCAUCAACAAUGCCAGCUCAAGAUGAAGUUUUGUUAACACUCAUGAAGCUCAGACAUAACUUUGCUGUAGCUGAUUUAGCGAGGCGCUUUAAAAGAUCAGCCAGUCAGGUCAGUAAAACACUUACGCAUUGGGUUGAUAUCCUUGCUGAGCACACCAGGGACCUCAUUCCAUGGCUGCCCCGUGACACUAUAAAAGCAACUAUGCCAAAGGUUUUUCUGCCACAUUUCUCUGAUUUAACUUGCAUCAUUAACUGCACAGAGAGUGUUCUGCAAAAAGCCAAAAACUUAGACUCGCGCUCUGAGUCUUACAGCCAUUACUAUGCAAGUAACACUGUUAAGUACCUUGUUGCCAUUGCUCCAUCAGGGAUGCUGAUGUUUAUUUCAGAGGCUUUUGGUGGGAAGUGUAGUGACAGGUAUAUUACACAGAACUCAGGGUUUCUUGAUUUUUUACGUCCUGGUGAUGUGGUGAUGGGGGACCGUGGGUUCACAAUUAGAGAUCUUGUUGAGGAGAGGAGGGUAAGGCUAGUCAUACCUGCGUUUACACGCAAACGCAGCCAGCUAACCAAUGAGCAAGUGACUCAGAUGAGACGGAUAGCAAAUGUACGCAUUCAUGUGGAACGGGCUAUAAGGCGUCUCAAAGUGUUCAAGAUCCUGUCACAAACCGUGCCAAUAAGCUUAGUUCCUAAAAUUGAUAUAAAAUACUUCAGAUUUGUGCAGCUCUCAUAAAUCUGAGAGGAGAGCUUAUCUCCAGCAAUUAAUAUCUUACAUAUUAUUAAACAACAUCUUGUUUAUUUAUGAAUUACAUUUAUUUAUUCCUAUUUAUUUUUUUAUUUUUUUUAUACAUACACAUUUAUUCAUAGAGAGAAACAUACAUACAUAGAUGCAUAUAUAUAUAUAUUGUACAGAGAUAGAUGCAGAGAGAUACACACACAGAUUCAUACAUAGUAUUAAGAUGGAUACAGAGAACAGUGUAGAUACUUUAUAAAUUUAGAAAAAAUAGACAGGAUAAUUCUAGAGAUAAUUACAUUUAUACAAAGAUGAAAAAGGUCACUUCUGAAUCACAUUCAUCACAUUGUUGAAAUGGGGUUAAUGUCAUAUUCUUUUUUUCUUUUUACAAUAGAACACAAAAAAUGUAUUUGUACAUAUAUUAUAUGAAGUUGUAUUUAUAC